Messenger RNA from Galendromus occidentalis (western predatory mite), 2566 nucleotides. RefSeq names its product solute carrier family member malvolio (gene Mvl). Lineage: Eukaryota; Metazoa; Arthropoda; Arachnida; Mesostigmata; Phytoseiidae. Gene Ontology annotation, biological process: manganese ion transport; iron ion transmembrane transport. Gene Ontology annotation, molecular function: cadmium ion transmembrane transporter activity; iron ion transmembrane transporter activity; manganese ion transmembrane transporter activity. The record is from RefSeq and is a predicted model, not a curated record. Gene Ontology annotation, cellular component: plasma membrane; endosome membrane. The coding region runs from base 75 to 1814 and encodes 579 amino acids. The transcript is spliced from 15 exons.
CACAGGCGCCCCGCGUGAAAAGCACCGAAACUAGGGUUCGCGAGGUUGGCCCCGGUAGGGCUUCAAACAUCAUCAUGAGCUCUUCGGAAACAACCCAACAGCUUUCGAGUCCGGACGACGUCGUGGAGGAGCGGAAUGAGCGGCGGCACGAGAAUGGUAAAGAGAAUCAGAGCGAGGACUAUUACUUCAAUCAAAAAAUCUCAGUUCCGGUCACCGACACAUACGAAGUCUUCAGCUGGAGGAAGCUAUGGGCGUUCACGGGACCGGGGUUCCUCAUGUCGAUCGCCUACUUGGAUCCGGGAAACAUCGAAUCAGACCUCCAGUCUGGGGCGACCGCUAGCUACAAAUUGUUGUGGCUGCUUUUCACGGCGACCGCCUUCGGUCUAGUCAUGCAACGGUUGUCCGCUCGCUUAGGUGCUGUGACGGGUCAUCAUCUCGCAGAACUAUGUCGCAUAAGUUAUCCACGAGCGCCCCGAUUUCUGUUAUGGGUACUGGUGGAGAUCGCUGUCGUGGGGAGUGAUAUGCAGGAAGUCAUCGGAACGUCGAUUGCGCUUUAUCUAUUGACCAAUGGAAUGAUUUCUGUGUCUUGGGGCGUGAUCAUCACGAUUUGCGACACUUUCACUUUCUUGUUGUUGGAUAAAUACGGUUUGAGGAAGUUGGAAGCGUUCUUCGCUUUUUUGAUAACGGUCAUGGCCUUGACGUUUGGCUACGAGUACGUCAAGAUAGCCCCGCCUCAGGGUGAAGUCGUUAAAGGGCUAUUCCUCCCUUGGUGCGAAGACUGCGGUUACAAUCAGCUCAAACAAGCCGUUGGAAUAAUCGGCGCUGUGAUCAUGCCUCACAACCUUUACUUACAUUCGGCGCUUGUCAAGUCGCGGAGCAUCAACAGACGUGAUCGGCGAAAUAUCUCUGAAGCGAACAAGUACUACUUCAUCGAGUCCGCCAUCGCUCUCCUCGUUUCACUGAUCAUUAAUAUUUUCGUCAUGGCAGUCUUCGCGACGGGUUUAUACGGGCGAACCAACCACGAUAUCCACGACAUGUGCCUGAAUUCGACAAUUCCCUAUAUUCACACCGAUGUCUUCGAUGACAACCAAGAGCCAGUAGAGGCCAGUCUCUACAAUGCUGGAAUUUUCCUGGGUUGUCGCUUCGGGCUCACACCUCUGAUCAUCUGGGCCAUAGGAAUCCUAGCCGCGGGUCAAAGUUCGACGAUGACCGGGACCUAUGCCGGCCAAUUCAUCAUGGAGGGUUUCCUCAACUUGAACAUCAAGCGGUGGAUGAGGGUUCUCAUCACUCGAACGAUAGCCAUCGGACCAACACUCCUAGUUUCAUCGGUCGGAACAUUGAAACAGCUAUCGGGAAUGAAUGACUCCCUGAAUGCUCUGAUGUCGCUGCAGCUGCCCUUCGCGUUGAUUCCGUGUCUCACAUUCGUCUGCUCGGACAACAUCAUGGGAGACUUCAAAAGCGGAAGGUGGACCAAAUCGUUUGCCUCGAUUCUCUCGUGUGUGGUGAUUGGCAUAAAUCUUUACUUCGUGUUCCAAUUCGUCAAUGACAAUCUGCCGAAUCACGUGGCGAUCUAUAUCCUCGCGGGCGUAUUCGCUGUAUCGUAUCUUGGUUUCAUCGCCUACCUCGUCGGUUGCCUUCUCGUCAUUUUCGGCUGGACGAACCUCAUCAAUCUCCCGGUUAUUGGUCCGCACCUAAAAUUGAAAGAUUUCGAUCAAGCGAGUCUCUACUCGAACAGUGACGACACCCUGGAUUCGGAUUCAGUGGCGCUGCUUUCGAACGAAGGAGGAGAGGAUUGGCGAUUUACCUGGAGUUAAAGAUCGGAAUGCUAGUCAAAAUGAAUCAUCAACCUAAAGCUGCUAGUCUGCCGGAGAUUUCAUCCCCGCUCGGUAUUUUUUCUCUCCACUGCAUGCAAGCUGACUUCAGUUAAAGCGCUUCUUCUGUGCCUGGAUUCCCUCCGAGCACGGUUUGAUUCGCUGAUUUCGACGAGCUAGGGUUCGUGGGCGGAGGAGGACGCGUUCCUUCUCGGUAGAUGUGUUGUCGUUGCUUCUUCGGCACAAAAGAGCAGAACGCGUAGAUGGAGCUUUAAAGGUCCGGGGAUGGUCGGGAGAGAGUCGUCCAGCGAUGAGUCAUCUCUGCCGUCUGACGAUGAUGAAAACAGCACCUGCAUUCUUUGAGGGUCGAUCCCUAGUCGGAGUUGUGGCUCGAGUCAGCUGUGAAGGCCGUCCUCAACCGGAUAUUUUUUUCUUGAAUUGUAAAUGGAAUCGCUCCGAUGGAAGGUGAGAAUGGGCGGUUCCAUGGGAGAUCUGAAAACUCCACCAGCUGGGGAAGUCGGCUCUGCGUACGCAGUGACAUCUCCGAAGGUCGUUCAUUAGGAAGCCCUCAUGAUAUCGUGACUGACAGUGACGAGGGAGAUUUAUCGAAAAAGACUGUGAUUCUGUACAGAAAAAUCGUAGCACAAUUGUUGGGUAUCGGACUCGAUGUCCUCCAUGUGAUGCCCGUAAACCGGAUUCAGCUGUAGCUUUGAGAGGAAAAAUGGGGUAAUAAAGAACGAACGGCGUGUCGAUAA